AUGUCGAAUAUAAGCUCCGAGCCCGACAGCCCCGAUGGCUAUAAAUGCGCUGGGUGUGUUCGACCCGACACCGCUGACGACAUUGUACAGUGUGAUAAAUGCACUGCUUGGUGGCAUUUCUCCUGUGCCAAAGUCGAUGCUUCUGUAGCCAACCAGACUAAUUGGAUAUGUGUCAAGUGUCUAUCUCCACCACCGCCACGAUCUGUCUCAACUCGGACAACGUCGUCGAACCGGAGAGCGCUGCUUGAGAUUAGCCUGCAACGACUAGCAGAGGAAAAAGAGUUGCGGAAAAAAGAACUCGCGAUUAGCUUGGAGAAAGAGUUUUUAAAAACUAAGUAUGAUCUCAUGGAACAGUGUGCGUUAGACGAGGAAGCUGAGACUCGCAGCGUACGCAGUCAUAUCGCGCAAAUUGAAGCCCGAGAACGAGAGAGGCAUGUUCACGAUUGGGUUGGGGAGGUAGCAGCGUCGCUCCAAGUGAGCAAGUCGCUCACCGACCCGAAGAUCCCCUCUGCCGCCAACGCCCCUCAGCCGAACCCCGCCAACCACUCGCCUGAAGAUGAAGAUGGUGCCGUAGGCACAAUCAAAACAAAUGCCGAUCCAGAUCGCUCGCCACCGAUCAUAAUAUCGCUUGAUCAAACCGAUGUCGUUACUGAUAGCAAAUCGGUCGAGGUCAGUAACCUCGAUAUAAACAAGGAUCAAGUAAAACGAACAGUUGUUGUGAGACGGAUUCAAAAGGUACGUGAUGAAAAGGUGCCCAACAAAGUUCCAGCUGACUACCAGCUUCUGAAAUCUCAACUACUGAAGUGCCAGGAAGCCUCAAAGGUUGAUCGCCAGGUUCUGCAAGAUCUCCAAGAAGAGCUUCAGAAGUGUAAAUUACAGCUACAUCAACGUCCACUACGACCGGUGGCCGAAUCACUAUGGCCACUACGCAACGUAUCAAAAGGGGCAAUUCCUAAGACUGCCCCAUCAAUUCCUACUAGACCAGCUCUAGUCGAGACCCCGGUUCACCAGUCCAAUGCAGUUCAAGCUAAAGUAGCCGAAAAUUCCAUUCCCAUUUACGAUACUCGCGAGUGCAGUUGGACGGACCCAUUCCAGGUGAACGGUCCCCGCUUACGCGAGCAGCCGCGUAACACUUUCGCGCGCUCGACGGAUAUUGGUCAAAUCAGUACUCCGCAACAGCAACAAUCAAAUUCGCAAGGACCAGUGGCAGAUCCAUUCUUUCCGGAAGAGCGUCGACCGUCUCCCGAACAACUUUCGGCAAGACAAGUGAUGCCCAGAGAUCUGCCUGAGUUUUACGGCAACCCGGAAGAUUGGCCGAUAUUUAUAAGCAACUUUCGCAACAGCACUUCGGCUUGUGGGUUCAGUAGAGUAGAAAACCUGGCACGCCUUCAGCGUUGUCUUAAAGGCAACGCAUUGAAAUCGGUGCGGUAUAACUUGCUGAAUCCAGACUCUGUCCCGGAAGUUAUCCGCACGCUCCAAACGCUGUAUGGGCGGCCUGAAAUAAUAAUUAGCAAGCUGAUUAGAAACGUUCGGGAUGCCCCUGCACCGAAAUCAGAACGGUUGGAAACCCUGAUCGAUUUUGGCGUGGCUGUCAGAAACCUGGUCAGCCACCUUAUUGCCGCAGAGCAGCGAAAUCAUCUCUCCAAUCCUGUUCUACUACAAGAACUGGUAGAGAAACUACCAGCCGGUGUGAAGAUGCAGUGGGCUCAGCAGUUGAUCCAUUUCCCAGAUGCAAACCUUCAAACCUUCAGCACCUUUAUGUCAUCCGUGGUAGAAUCAGUGAGUAAGAUAGUCUUGUACAGACCCGAAAAGCCAAAAACAAAAGAAAAGGGGCAUAUUUACUCGCAUGUGGAGGCUGCCGAUGUUACGCGGUCAACUCAACGCAAGAAUGAAAUUUCAAGAACCUGUCCGGUCUGUGAAAAGGGCAGUCAUCGCGUCAAAGACUGCGACUCGUUUAAAAAAUGUAGCGUAGAUAGCCGGUGGAAAACAAUCACCGCAUUGAAACUCUGUCGCUGUUGCUUAAGCCAACACGGACGGAGAGCAUGUAGGAGUUCAUCUAGAUGUGAAAUCGAAGGGUGUCAGUAUCGCCAUCAUCCAUUACUACACGCGCCGGCAACGGCGAGAGCUGGAAGUAUUUCGUCCUCUGGGGCAACGGAGAGUCACACGUAUCACCACUGCAAUCAAUCCGUACUUUUCCGCAUCAUUCCAGUAACUGUACGGGGACCAUCGAAAUCCAUUGACACCUUCGCCUUUUUGGACGAGGGCUCGUCUGCCACAUUAGUGGAAAAAGGUCUAGCGAAGCAGUUAGAUCUAAAAGGCCCGGUAAUACCACUGUGCUUGAAAUGGACUGCCGAUAUUACACGCUCCGAAGACAGCUCGCGAAUCGUUACACUUGAAAUCUCCGAGCUGGGUUGCCGGAAAAAAUACAGCUUGAACAACGCUAGAACCGUGGAGUGCCUGAAUUUAUCUUCUCAAACGCUCUGCUUCGAAGAACUCCAAGAAAAGUAUCAGCAUCUAGCAGGAUUACCAAUCCGCAGCUAUAAUAAUGCGAAGCCUCAAUUGUUGAUUGGCUUGCGGAAUCUAUCUCUAGCUGUACCGCAAAAGAUUGUGGAGGGAUCAGAAGGUCCCAUAGCUACAAAAACACGUAUAGGAUGGUGUGUAUACGGACGCCUGGCAGAGGACCAUGAUACGAAGCAUUUCAGUUACCAUAUUUGCGAAUGUGACACGAAGAGACUAGACAACCUGAUUCGCGAGUACUUCGACGCAGAAGACACCGGACUACGUGCAAUAAAACCGAUAGAAUCGGUUGAGAUCCAAAGAGCAAGGCGAACUCUUGACGAAACCACCCGUAGGAAUGAAAACCACUUUGCAACAGGCCUAUUGUGGAAAUUCGACCACAUUGAGCUUCCCGACAGUUUCCCAAUGGCCCUACAACGGUUGAAGUGUUUGGAGAGACGUAUGGCACGUGAUCCAGACCUGAAGGCAAACUUGCACAAACAACUGCAGGAAUAUCAGGAGAAAGGAUAUGCCCACCAGGCUACAGAAGUGGAACUGGACGAAGCCGAUCCCAGACGCGUAUGGUACCUUCCUUUGGGUACUGUAGUUAAUGCCAAGAAGCCAUCUAAGGUACGGAUAAUUUGGGAUGCGGCGGCAAAAGUCGACGGUGUUUCGUUAAACACAUUUCUGCUCCCGGGACCUGAUCUUCUGGUUCCGUUACCCUCCGUGCUUUUCCGAUAUCGCCAGUAUCCGGUGGCCGUCUGUGGUGACAUAAUGGAAAUGUUUCACCAAAUUCGUGUCGCCGCAGAAGACCGACAUGCCCAACGCUUCCUUUGGCGUGAUUCUGCUGCAGAACCGCCAAAAGUAUUCUUGAUGGAUGUACUAACCUUUGGCUCGGCAAGUUCCCCUUCAUCAGCACAAUUUGUCAAAAAUCGAAACGCGAAGGAUCAUGAAACCCAGUUUCCCAGGGCGGUAGAGGCAAUUUUAAAUCGCCAUUAUGUUGAUGAUUACCUCGACAGUUUCGAGGAUACGGCGGAAGCGAAAAGAGUCGCUGAACAAGUUCGUUAUAUACAUUCAAACGGCGGAUUUGUGAUUCGGAAUUGGUCGAGCAAUAAUUUGGCGGUUCUAAAACAUCUGGGAGAAGUACCAAAGGCUACUACGAAGGAUUUGACGACAGCAGGUUCCAGUGAAACCGAGAGGGUACUCGGUAUGCUUUGGAUGACAGAAACCGAUACGCUGUGUUUCUCAACAAAGUUCAGGACAGAAAUAGAGGAACUUAUCCAUUCUAAAGCUGUUCCCACGAAACGCCAAAUACUGAAGACUGUUAUGAGUCUUUUUGACCCGCUUGGGGUUCUUGCGGCUUUCCUAGUACAUGGCAAAAUAAUUAUGCAGGAUGUAUGGCGAGGCGGAGUGAGCGGGUUCGAGUGCGUGGAUGAUUAA
Molecule: messenger RNA, 3936 nt
Organism: Armigeres subalbatus
Lineage: Eukaryota; Metazoa; Arthropoda; Insecta; Diptera; Culicidae
Exons: 1
Coding region: 1-3936 (1311 amino acids)
Source: RefSeq, a predicted model, not a curated record